Molecule: messenger RNA, 2427 nt
Organism: Aspergillus piperis CBS 112811
Lineage: Eukaryota; Fungi; Ascomycota; Eurotiomycetes; Eurotiales; Aspergillaceae
Product: DEAD/DEAH box helicase
Exons: 1
Coding region: 235-2271 (678 amino acids)
Molecular function (GO): ATP binding; hydrolase activity; DNA binding
Source: RefSeq, a predicted model, not a curated record
GGUGGACCUUUCAAAGAAUUACUUUAGUAUUACUGGGUGGCCUGUGGGUCUUCUUGUUCGGGGAAAUAACGUAAAAGCAAGAGUCACAUGAUCGCGUGCGAGAGAGAGCCUCAUCUCAAGCUUCUUCGGAACAAUGGCUUUCCGAUGCCGAACAGCUUCCCAUCACGAUACUUGCAUCCAGCCUGAAGUCACUCGCACGGCUCUCACGAAUUGAUUCUGCUUCAUGGCAUCUGAAUGGAUCGCCUUCGCCAGAAACUGGGGAGAUAUCCCGUUUCCAGCGUCCUGAGGGCUUUUAGAGGUCCGCGGGGGUCCCUUACGUCGAUCCAUUAUCCGCACCUGCGCUUCCGCUCUACAGUAACAUCCGACGCCCUUCCCUCAGCAAUUACAGCCCCAGCAGAACCCCCGCUGAUUGUUCUCCGCGACUACCAAGAAGAAUGUAUCCAGUCGGUGUUGGAUCAUCUGGCCCAGGGUCACAAACGUCUAGGUGUCUCGCUUGCCACAGGCGCGGGGAAGACGGUCAUCUUCACCCAAUUAAUCGGACGAAUACCGCCGCGUAAUGGCGUCCAUGACAAGACCCUUAUCCUGGUUCACCGAAGAGAGCUAGUCGAGCAAGCUGCCCGACACUGCCGUCUUGCCUACCCCAAUCGAGUUGUAGAGAUUGAGAUGGGUAAUAGUGUCGCCUCCGGUUCUGGGGAUAUCAUCAUUGCUUCCAUACGGAGUCUCACCUCCAAGGAUAGGAUCUCCAAAUUUGAUCCUAGACGUUUUAAACUUGUCUUGGUAGAUGAGGCACAUCAUAUCGUUGCACCGACGUACCGGGUUGCACUAGAACAUUUCGGCCUCAAUAACCCUUCGCCAGACUCGCCGGCUCUUGUCGGAGUCUCUGCCACGUUCUCACGCUUCGAUGGACUCAAACUAGGUGCCGCAAUCGACCAUAUAGUAUAUCACAAGGAUUACAUGGAUAUGAUUGACGAAAAGUGGCUCUCCAAUGCCAUCUUUACCACUGUUCGGUCAGAAGCCAAUCUCUCACGCGUUAGGAAGGACAAAUUCGGUGACUUCGCUAUCAGCUCGCUCUCUGAAGCCGUCAAUACCACGAGAACCAAUGAUAUCACUGUACGCGCAUGGCUGGCUAACGCACAUGAUCGAAAGUCUACACUGGUAUUUUGUGUCGACGUUGAACACACCAGACAGCUUACUGAGGCGUUCCGCGCAUUGGGCUUUGACGCUCGGUAUAUCACGGCGGGAACUCCAAGGGAUGUGCGCGAUGAACAGCUGCGUGCUUUCAGGAAUCAGGAGUAUCCCGUGCUUCUCAACUGUGGCUUAUUCACAGAAGGUACAGAUAUUCCCAAUAUUGACUGCGUCCUGCUGGCGCGUCCGACACGGUCUCGGAAUCUUCUCAUACAGAUGAUCGGACGAGGCUUACGACUGCACCCUGGGAAGAAGGACUGCCAUAUAAUUGACAUGGUGGCUACCCUGGACACUGGUGUCCUUUCUACCCCUACACUCUUUGGACUACACCCAGACGAACUUCUAGAAAGCGCGAGAGCAAAGGACCUGAGAGAGAAGAAGGAUGCCUCAACGGGUGCCGAAGAUCGCACCGAUUAUCCGCCAGAGACAAACACACCCACUGAGGAACCCGACACAACCGACGACGUCAAACUCACCUUCACCAAGUACGAUACCAUCUACGACCUCAUUCAUGAUAUGAAGUCUGAGAAACAUAUCCGGUCCCUCAGCCGCUACGCCUGGGUCCGCGUAGAUGAGGAUAAAUACACACUGUCUGACUCAACAGGAUGGAUAACCCUCGAGAAGACUAAGAACACAUCUAACAAGGGACAAAAAGCUGAUCCGUCAGCUACAUACACAGUUCACCAUGUGAUGAAGUUCAAGUCUGCUACCGAAUCGACCCAAUACACUCGACCACGUCUGAUCGCUACUGGCAUGGACUUUGAAUCCACAGUUCGUGCCGCUGAUACCUUCGCAGCCUCUGAGUUUGAUGAAAGGUAUAUCUCCACCCGGCAGCCCUGGCGUCAGCAUCCGGCCACUUCAGCACAGGUAACGAUGUUAAAUAAAGCCAAGAUUCGGAAUGGACGGAUUGCGCCUGGAGAUUUGACCCGGGGCCAGGCCGCAGACCUGAUUACGAAGCUCAAGUUUGGUGGAAAGAAGCGGUUCGCGAGCAGGCAGAAAAAGCGACGGGCUGCCGAUGAGAAAGCACAGGAGUUGGCCGAACUCCGGAGACGCGAACAGGUGAGGGUAGGACCUGUGGAGGGAUGAGUGCUACAGCCACAGUAUCAGUGAAAUACAGAGUACAAGGAAACCCGACAUCUGCCUCUUCAACCUCCGAAGGGUUCAUACGGCACGCCUCUUCUCACUAGGCGAAUUGUGGGUACUUCCGGGCUUUGAAGCCUAAGUACAUGGUAGCAAACAAGC